Messenger RNA from Vitrella brassicaformis, 1559 nucleotides. The record is from the annotation of a GenBank genome assembly. Lineage: Eukaryota; Vitrellaceae.
AUAGCAAGUCUCAUUGUCCCAUCCUAGUGCUCUGCCUGUUCAUCAUCUCUUCUCCCAUCGCCGUAUCCUUUGUGUCUGAUGACUCGUAUGACCGACAGAGUGCCAAAACAUCUGAUUGAUGAAUGGAAAGUCGUCUGCACAUAUCGGCCAUACACACGACACGCGCAGACACAGCAACAUGCACAUCGCAUGCAUCGCAUGAAUCGAUCUUCGGCUCAAGCACAAGCAUUUCACACAGCAUCUCAGCACCAAAGGACACAGGGGGAGAAGAGAGAGAAGGGGAUCUUGCGGGUGCACAUGCAGAUCGACCUCUGCGUACCUGUUGGCUGGCCACAUCAAGCACUGACACACCCGACAAACCAUGCAGACCUGACACACACACAACACACAGGGACACAUAUACAAUGGAAACAUCCACCCUGUGGCCAUUCACAUACGCCGGACACACACCUAGUAGCAGUGCAAUGACGGGCAGUGUGAGCCUCUUGGAUAAGUUGGCGUCCACACGGCCUAUCGACUGUAUGCGCACACACGCCACCCACCCUUACUUAUCCCAUCCAUCCAUCCAUCCAUCAAUCCAUCCAUCCAUCCAUCAAUCCAUCCCACGCAUACUUGUGUGGUGGUGCCCGGCACAUGGGGGGGACCCCAUUCGGUCAUGCACACACACACACACACACACACACGCGCGCGCGCACACACACACAUUCAAACAGACAGCUGAGUGUCUGCACGAGUGUGAGUGCACACCUUGUUCAUGAUGACUAUGACGGUUUCCUUGCCGGUCCGGUUGAUCACAUCCAGCGUGAUGGGAAACGGCAGCUCCACCUACACACAUGCAUACGGAUGGAUCCCCAUUCAUUCAUUCAUUCAUUCGUCUGUCUGUCUGUGUUGGCUCACCCCGACAGUGUGUGGGCACUCCCUCACUCUCAGCUCUAGACGCUUCGGCUGGAUCGGCUGCAUAAGUCACCAACACACACAUACACACAUGCAAGGAGAGUGCCGGCCGCCUCUGUCCGUGUGUCUGCCUGUGUGGGAUCGCACCAUUCUCUCUAUUCUGUAUUCGUUGUGCACCCCCCGCUCCCUGGUGGAUGUGCGCCACUCGAGCAGCAGACGGCCGAUCGACGGCAAUGUCUGCACACAACAAGAUCAGAUCGUUGUCAGUGCACGCGUGUGUCUGCGUGUGUGUGUGUACCCUUCUCGUCUUCCUGCACUGAUUCAGCGCUUGAUGUGAACACCCUAUGCACAUGCAUAUACAUUUGCACACGCAUCUCCACCGCACACACAUGAAGGGAUGGACACCAGCGCACCAUCCUUGUGUGGCCUCGGCGGUUUCUCUCUUCAGCUCCUCGUCACUACUCGUCACGCACAGCGGAAAAACACGGACACCUGACACACACAGAGAGAGAGAGCCGCACACACGGAUUGUGAGCCAGAUCUGCAGGUGAGAUGCGUCCCCGCAUAGAUUCGCAUCUAUAUGUCCACCUGGCCUUGGGGCGCCGCCUCUUGGUGCAUUGCUUCACCAGCAAGCGACAACAGUCCAUCUGGGAGCUUACCUUCGA